Messenger RNA from Apaloderma vittatum (bar-tailed trogon), 2665 nucleotides. It is a transcript of the gene PDE6B, whose product is annotated as phosphodiesterase 6B, cGMP-specific, rod, beta. Gene Ontology annotation, cellular component: photoreceptor outer segment membrane. The transcript has 22 exons. Gene Ontology annotation, molecular function: 3',5'-cyclic-nucleotide phosphodiesterase activity; protein binding. Bases 155 to 2665 code for a protein of 836 amino acids. The record is from RefSeq and is a predicted model, not a curated record. Gene Ontology annotation, biological process: retina development in camera-type eye; signal transduction. Lineage: Eukaryota; Metazoa; Chordata; Aves; Trogoniformes; Trogonidae.
AUGACAAGCUCUCUUUGCAGUGUUGCCUCACUCUUGGUCAUUCUAGAAGCAACGUCUACUACAAAAAUAUAGGAACUACAUCAGAAAUUAGAGUGCUGUUUGCAUAGACCACAUCUUUGGACUACUACCUGCCACAAGACUCAGGGCAUUCACAAUGAACAUUAGUGAAGACGAUGUGGAGAAGUUUCUUGAUGGCAACCCUGCUUUCGCCAAGCAGUACUUUGAGAAGAAACUAAAAGCAGAGUCCUGGGAUAGCAAUGAGUCUGAAAUCCUUUUUGAGUUGAUCCAAGACAUGCAGGAAAGCAUCAACAUGGAGAAAGUUGUUUUCAAAACCUUGAGAAGAAUAAGGUCUCUCAUUCAUGCAGACCGCUGCAGUCUUUUCAUGUACAGGCAGAGAAAUGGCACACCCGAACUGGCAACAAGGCUUUUCAACAUCCAAGAGGGAAGCACCCUGGAGGAAUGCCUGGUCUCCCCGGACUGCGAGAUUGUCUAUCCAUUAGACAUAGGCAUCGUGGGCUAUGUUGCACAAACCAAGAAAACCAUGAACAUCAAGGAUGUCAGUGAGUGUGCCCAAUUCAGUCCAUUUGUUGAUGAGCUCACCGACUACACUACAAAAAGCAUCCUUGCGACACCCAUCUUGAAUGGCAAAGAUUUAGUUGCUGUCAUUUUGGCUAUUAAUAAGCAAAACGGCCCACACUUCACCAGCUCUGAUGAAACACUUUUUCUGAAGUACUUGAAUUUUGCCUCCUUGAACUUGAAAAUUUAUCACUUGAGUUAUCUUCACAAUUGUGAGACUCGAAGAGGCCAGGUGCUGUUGUGGUCAGCUAAUAAGGUUUUUGAGGAACUGACAGACAUUGAAAGACAGUUCCACAAGGCUUUUUAUACAGUGAGAGCAUACCUGAACUGUGACCGGUACUCUGUAGGCCUACUGGACAUGACAAAGCAGAAGGAAUUUUUUGACCUGUGGCCAGUCCUGCUUGGAGAAGUUCCGCCCUACUCAGGACCUCGCACCCCAGAUGGCAGGGAAAUAGUCUUUUACAAGGUCAUUGAUUAUAUACUACAUGGAAAAGAAGACAUUAAAGUCAUCCCAAAUCCUACCCCAGAUCACUGGGCACUAGUUACUGGACUGCCAACUUACGUGGCUGAAAGUGGGUUUAUUUGCAACAUUAUGAAUGCUGCUGCAGAUGAGAUGUUUAACUUUCAGGAAGGUCCUCUAGAUGAAUCAGGAUGGACUAUCAAAAAUGUUCUCUCCAUGCCAAUAGUCAACAAAAAGGAAGAAAUUGUUGGUGUUGUCACAUUUUAUAACAGAAAAGAUGGGAAACCCUUUGAUGAACAAGACGAGACCCUCAUGGAGUCCUUGACACAGUUCCUGGGUUGGUCUGUACUCAACACAGACACAUAUGAUAAGAUGAACAAACUGGAGAACCGGAAGGACAUUGCUCAGGAUAUGGUGCUCUACCAUGUGAAAUGUGACAAGGAUGAAAUCCAGGAAAUUCUGCCAACACGAGAAAAGCUGGGGAAGGAGCCAAGUGAGUGCGAAGAAGAGGAGCUGGCAAGCAUCCUGAAAGAAGAACUCCCGGGGCCCACCAAGUUCGAAAUCUAUGAGUUCAGGUUCUCUGAUUUUGACUGCACUGAGCUAGAGCUGGUGAAGUGUGGCAUUCAGAUGUACUAUGAGCUUGGAGUGGUGAAAAAAUUCCAGAUCCCACAGGAGGUUCUGGUAAGGUUUGUAUACUCUGUCAGCAAAGGCUACCGGAAGAUAACUUACCACAACUGGCGCCAUGGCUUCAACGUUGCACAAACCAUGUUCACACUCCUGAUGACUGGCAAACUGAAGCGUUACUACACAGACCUUGAGGCCCUUGCAAUGGUAACUGCUGCUCUGUGCCAUGAUAUUGACCACAGGGGAACCAACAACCUUUACCAAAUGAAGUCUCAAAAUCCUUUAGCCAAACUUCACGGAUCCUCAAUUUUAGAGAGACAUCACUUGGAAUUUGGAAAAUUCUUGCUUUCUGAAGAGUCGCUGAAUAUAUGUCAGAACCUCAACCGCAGACAGCAUGAGCACAUGAUUCACCUGAUGGAAAUUGCCAUUAUAGCAACAGACCUGGCACUCUAUUUCAAAAAGAGAACAAUGUUUCAAAAGAUUGUUGAUGAGUCCAAGACCUAUGAUAGCACAACUGCCUGGACCGAAUACCUGUCUCUGGAAACAACAAAGAAAGAGGUCGUCAUGGCCAUGAUGAUGACUGCAUGUGAUUUGUCAGCAAUCACAAAGCCUUGGGAAGUCCAGAGUAAGGUAGCUCUCCUAGUAGCAGCCGAGUUCUGGGAGCAAGGGGACUUAGAAAUAAGCGUCCUUCAGCAGCAGCCUAUUCCCAUGAUGGACCGGAGGAAAGCUGCUGAGCUUCCGAAACUUCAAGUGGGUUUCAUCGACUUUGUGUGCACGUUUGUCUAUAAGGAAUUCUCCCGUUUUCAUGAGGAAAUUCAACCUAUGCUUGAUGGGCUGCUGAACAACAGAAAUGAAUGGAAGACCCGUGCUGAUGAAUAUGAUGCAAAAAUGAAAGCUCUGGAGGAAGAGAAGAAGAAAGAGGAAGAGAAGAUGGCUGCAAAGAAAGAUGAAGUAACCUGUAAUGGAGGAACAGCUCCAGCUUCCAAAACCUGUAGCAUACUUUAG